Messenger RNA from Balaenoptera ricei (Rice's whale), 1288 nucleotides. Its product is annotated as uroporphyrinogen-III synthase-like. Lineage: Eukaryota; Metazoa; Chordata; Mammalia; Artiodactyla; Balaenopteridae. Gene Ontology annotation, molecular function: uroporphyrinogen-III synthase activity. The record is from RefSeq and is a predicted model, not a curated record. Gene Ontology annotation, biological process: uroporphyrinogen III biosynthetic process.
AUGGCUACAGCAGUUCAGAACUUAUGUCUGUAUCUUUACAAAACCACAUCUAAAAGCAGGAGGUGCUGGUGCUUGGGGCCCGGGGAGAGCCGUCGCCAUGGCAGCGCCGGCCACGCGGUGAGGGGGCCACCCUCCCGGCUGGUCGCUCCCGCAGCCUCGCUGCCUGCUGGUGGGAACCGUGAGAUUCCGCCCCUGACUGGGUGCCUGCCGAGUGCCUCACCAGCCAGACGAGCACCCUGUAAAGACUGCCAGGUAAUAACGAAGGUUCUUUUACUGAAAGACCCUGAGGAGGACGACUGUGGCCAGGAUCCCUACAUCAGGGAAUUAGGAUUAUAUGGACUCGAAGCCACUUUGAUCCCUGUUUUAUCAUUUGAGUUUUUGUCUCUUCCCAGUUUUUCGGAGAAGCUGUCUCACCCUGAAGGUUACGGGGGCCUCAUUUUUACCAGUCCCAGAGCAGUGGAAGCAGUGGAGCUGUGUUUGGAGAAAGACAAUAAAACCAAAGUCUGGAGAAAGUCUCUGAAAGAAAAAUGGAAUGCUAAGUCAGUGUAUGUGGUGGGAAAUGCUACUGCUUCUCUAGUGAAUAAAAUUGGCCUGCAUACAGAAGGAGAAAACUGUGGAAAUGCAGAAAAGCUUGCAGAGUGCAUUUGUUCUAGGGAGUCAUCAGCACUGCCUCUUCUGUUUCCCUGUGGAACCCUCAAAAGAGAAAUCCUGCUGAAAAUGCUCAAGGACAGAGGGAUUCCCGUGGAGAGCUUAACCGUCUACCAGACGAUCCCACACCCAGGAAUCCAGGGGAACCUCAACAGCUACUAUUCCCAGCAGGGCAUUCCAGCCAGCAUCACGUUUUUCAUUCCCUCUGGCCUGACACACAGUCUCAAGCAUAUUCGGUUAUCUGGUGACAACAUUGACCAGAUUAAGGUGCAGCUCACAGCACCCCUGGGGGGUCAGGACUGUCUCAGUUGUAUAGACACUGCCGGCCCCUCCCUCCACCCUGACUGGCACGCUCACUCCGGUCGGUGCCCAGGGACGGAGCACGGGCAUCAGCACUGGGCUGUCCGGGGCACUGCUCCGGGACACUGUCUGCAGCCUGGGUCCAGCCCUGCAGGCAGGCUCCGUUGGCCCGGCCAGGCCCGUGGUGGUGAGUCCGAGAGCGGAGCUCUCCAGACGCCCUCUCUCCUGUGACCAGACGAUUUCAGAGGGAAUAAAAGGCUCACAGGGAAAAGUCAUCUUGUGACCAAACUGCUUCUCCUGAAAUUAUGUCUGCUGUUUGCUGGUUCCCAAUCUCAGGGAG